UUCCUUAAAAAUAUUUAUUUAUUUAUUUUUUUUUGAAAAAAAUUGUUUUUGAUGCUCCGUGCUGUGCACUUUGCUAAGUAUAUACAUGGAAAGCUGUCAUUUUUUAUAGUGGGAAAUAAUUUUUUUUUUCUUUUCUUGCUUACCAUAUAUUUAUUUUUCGUCUACCUUGCCAUACAUGAAUAUUUAUAUUUUUGUGUCAUUUAUAUAAUUAAUGCUCAUAACACAUAUACUUACACAAAAGCUUCGGUUGGUUUGUCUGGUUGGUUCUUCUUCUUCUUCUUCUUCUUCUUCUUCUUCUUCUUCUUCUUCUUCUUCUUCUCUGCUGCAGUUUUGGUCUCUGUUUGUGUUGGAGGCACACUUUUGGGUUCUUCUCUCUUUUGGUCAUUGCUCCUGCGGCUUUGACCCAUGAAGAUGCUAGUGGCGUUGCUCUCGCUGCUGGCAUUGACAAAUGCUAUCCAUCUUAAUGGAGAAGAGGGCGAUGGUCAAUGUAAUUAUGUUAAUCUGACAUUAGAACCAAGACCACAUAGUGUCUCCAUCUUAGAGUUUGGUGCUGUUGGAGAUGGGAAAACAUUAAACACCCUUGCCUUUCAAAAUGCCAUAUUCUAUCUCAAGUCUUUUGCUGAUAAAGGCGGUGCCCAGCUUUAUGUGCCGCCGGGAAGGUGGCUCACUGCAAGUUUCAAUCUUACCAGUCACCUCACACUGUUUUUGGAGAAAGGUGCCACAAUUCUUGGAUCUCAGGAUCCAUCUCAUUGGGAAAUUGUUGAUCCCCUACCCUCAUAUGGUAGAGGGCUUGAACUUCCUGGAGGAAGGUAUCGUAGCUUGAUAAAUGGAUACGAAUUAGAGGAUGUGGUGAUAACAGGUGAUAAUGGAACCAUCGAUGGCCAGGGCAGGGUAUGGUGGGAUUGGUUCAGCUCUCAUUCUUUGAAUUACAGCCGUCCUCAUCUUGUUGAAAUUGUGGACUCCCAAUAUGUAGUAGUUUCGAACCUUACAUUCUUGAAUGCCCCUGCAUAUAACAUCCAUCCAGUCUAUUGCAGCGAUGUACAUAUUCAAAAUAUCUCAGUCUCUACUCCUCCAGAUGCCCCUCACACUGUUGGUAUAGUCCCAGAUUCUUCUGAGAAUGUUUGUAUAGAAGACUGCAUUAUAAGCGUGGGUUUUGAUGCCAUUGCCCUUAAGAGUGGUUGGGACGAGUAUGGCAUCUCCUAUGGUAGACCCACGAAAAAAGUACACAUCAGGGAAGUUUACCUGCAGUCAUCUUCUGGCUCUACGAUUGCCUUUGGUAGUGAAAUGUCUGGUGGCAUAUCUAGUGUGCAAGUGGACCAUGUCCAUCUAUACAACUCUUACAGUGGUGUUGAAUUUAGGACAACAAAAGGAAGAGGUGGUUAUAUCAAGCGUGUCACCAUAUCGGAUAUUUUAAUGAAAAAUGUCUACAAGGCAUUCAGUGCCUCUGGUCAGUGCGGCGCCCAUCCAGACGACAAGUUCGACCCCAAUGCUCUCCCGGUUUUGGAUGACAUCACCCUGCAGGAUGUGAUUGGUACGAACAUCACCAUUGCUGGAAAUUUCACUGGGAUUCAGGAAUCCCCCUUCACCUCAAUCUGUCUAUCCAACAUCACCUUAUCAAGUAACUCGGGCUCUCCUGCUACUUGGGUAUGUUCGAAUGUUUCUGGCUCGUCAGAGUCUGUCUUCCCCGAACCCUGCCCUGACCUUGAGAACACAUAUUCAUAUUCUUCCUCUGCCUGCUUUUCCUCAACUUCAAAUGGGAAAUCUGCAGCCUUAUGAAAACUCAUUCCUUUCACACUACAGUCUAUAUUUAUGAGCCCCAGUCUACAAAAAAAAAAAAAAAAAAAAAAAAAGAAAGAAGAGAGAGACAAAAAAAACCCCUUUAAACGAUCAUUGCCAUUUCAAAUUAGGCCACAUUCUUUCCAAUAAGACACAUGUUUAGAUUCUUUGUUUCUUCAUCCCUUUAGAUUUUGCAUUCUUGCAUGUUUCUAUCUGCAGAUUUGUACAGCUUCAAUUUCUUCAUUCAAUGUGUAAGGAAAUUUUUGGUAGUGAUGGCAAAAGAGGACUUGGAGAUAAUAUUGUUAGCAUUGUUGUUUAAAAUUUUCAUAUUAAAUUUGUUAUUACAAAGUUUUAGCACGAUGUAAUUUUGUGUAAAAUGUUUUUGUUUUUGGUGUUUUUUCGAGUGACAUGUCUGCUGAAAUGAAAAAUAUGGAAAGAAGUGGAGCAUUUCUGUUCAGUAUAAA
Molecule: messenger RNA, 2240 nt
Organism: Ziziphus jujuba (common jujube)
Lineage: Eukaryota; Viridiplantae; Streptophyta; Magnoliopsida; Rosales; Rhamnaceae
Product: probable polygalacturonase
Exons: 6
Coding region: 406-1776 (456 amino acids)
Biological process (GO): carbohydrate metabolic process
Molecular function (GO): polygalacturonase activity
Source: RefSeq, a predicted model, not a curated record